This is a messenger RNA of Hippoglossus stenolepis (Pacific halibut), 4503 nucleotides long. Its product is annotated as lysine-specific demethylase 9. The transcript is spliced from 7 exons. NCBI's taxonomy places the organism in Eukaryota, Metazoa, Chordata, Actinopteri, Pleuronectiformes, Pleuronectidae. The coding region runs from base 97 to 2424 and encodes 775 amino acids. The record is from RefSeq and is a predicted model, not a curated record. Gene Ontology annotation, cellular component: nucleus.
GGAGAGAACUACAAGCGCACGGCGCGUGGACUACAAAGUGCCGGGGGCGUGCGCGCUGCGAGUCCCGAGACCUUUAAAUGCUGUGUACGUGCAAAGAUGGCAGCUGAAGUGGAGCUGGUGCGAGAGAAAGUGGGAGACGAGCAGGUGAGGGACAGUCUGCAGAGAUUUAUCAAGGAGAGGAAGAGGAGGAAGAGGAAGAGGGAGCUGUCAGCGGACAGGCUGGAGAGGAGCGAGGAAGAGGCGAAGAGAGUGAAGCUCCAUCAUCAUCACCACCAUCACCAUCACCACCACCAGCAGCAGCAGCAGCCACACGCUGAGCACCGGAGCCUGCAGCCGCAUCAGCUGCUGCACAAACCCCACAGCGUGGAGAAGCAUGUCCUGCACCACCACCACCACCACCACCAGCAGCAGAGCCUCACCGGCGGGGCGAAGAGGAGCCUGCAGCCGGCUCUUCCUCCUCCUGCUCCCCGCCCCCCUCCUCCUCCUCCUCCGGUGCAGCUGCAGAAGAAGCGAGCCCCGGAGCCUCCUGCGCUCUUCACGUUCACGCCUCUCAAAGUGGUCAAGGCCAAAGAGGAUCCGAGGGAGAAGCACCGGGACGCAGAGCUCCGGCUGCAGCUGAAGAAGGAGAACACCGAGGCCAACGUGAAGCACGAGCUGAAGAGGAAGAAGGAGCCGAGGCCUCACGACGAGAACAUCCAGUCCCUGACGCUGGAGGAGUAUCUCCUGAAGAAGAGGAAGAAGAAGAAGAAGCAUGAGGAAGAGCACCGAGCCAAGAAGGUCCGGCACAUGCACAACAAAGCAGUUCAGACCGUGGGAGCCGAUCUCAGCCUGACGAUCCGCCCUGAAACAUCUCGGCCUGGCGCGGUGCAGCGCGAGAGCCAUCGCCAGCCGAGCAGAGACACUAUCGCCAACCACCAACCCUACCUCCAUGCUCUCAAACUGGGUCACGUCCCCUUCCUGUCCCACCAGGACCACCACAUCCGCAGCUCCUCCCUGCAGACGGGCACCUGGUACGGACGCCUCAUGCACGAGGAACGGCAAGCCAACGGCGGAGGAUCCGUCCUGCACGCCUAUUCUGACGAGCUGGCCUGUCUCAGUCCGGCUGAGAUGGAGAGCUUUGCCCAGGAGUUCCUGGAGUUGGCCUUCGCCGAGAAGCCCAGAGGAGCAGCCUCCUAUGCCCUGGCGGUGGUGCACAGGGCGGCCGCCUACCUGCCGGACUUCCUGGACUACUUCGCCUUCAACUUCCCCAACACGCACGUCAAGAUGGAGAUAUUGGGCAAGAAAGACAUUGAGACCACGACCAUUGCCAACUUUCACUCUCAGGUGAACCGGACUUACUGUUCAGGAACCUAUCGGGCUGGACCCAUGAGGCAGAUCAGUUUGGUCGGAGCUGUGGAUGAGGAAGUUGGAGACUUUUUCCCGGAGUUCCUCGACAUGCUGGAGGAAUCCCCUUUUCUCAAGAUGACCCUGCCUUGGGGAAGCCUCUCCAGCCUGAAGCUGGACUGCCGCUCUCAGAGUGACGAUGGGCCGAUCAUGUGGGUGCGACCGGGGGAACAAAUGGUUCCCACCGCUGACAUGCCCAAGUCUCCUUUCAAGCGACGCAGGUCAAUGAAUGAGAUUAAAAAUCUGCACUAUCUGCCGAGGGCCAGCGAACCCAGAGAGGUUCUGUUCGAGGACCGGACGAAGGCCCACGCCGACCACGUGGGUCAGAGUUUCGACUGGCAGAGCACUGCAGCUGUUGGCGUGCUGAAGGCCGUGCACUUUGGAGAAUGGAACAACCGACCUCGGAUAACCAAAGAUGUGGUGUGUUUCCAGGCGGGAGACUUCAAUGAAGUCGUCCAGAGGCUGCAGCUCGAUCUGUACGAGCCCCCAGUGUCUCAGUGUGUCCAGUGGGUGGACGACGCCAAGCUCAACCAGUUGAGGAGGGAAGGAAUCCGCUACGUCCGUGUCCAGCUCUGUGACGACGACAUUUACUUCAUCCCACGGAACGUCAUCCACCAGUUCAAGACGGUGUCUGCGGUGUGUAGCCUGGCCUGGCACAUCCGUCUCAAACAGUACCAUCCGGAGGACAAGGUCAAGGAGGAGGAGCAGCAGCAGCAGUGCAGCGAUAUCAGCCCCACCACAGGCCGGGUGUCUUUUUCCUCCCCCGCCAGGCCGGACGCCACCCUCACCCCGUGUGCCAGACCGCAGGGUGACAACACCAGAGGCGGAGUGGCCAAGACCGAAGAACUGGAGUUCCAGAGGCCGGCGACACCUCCCCGGGAGCCUCAGCCGGCACCGCCACAACCCACCAAGUCCACUCGCUCGCCCCCAACUUACCAGGGUCUCCACUUUUCCCUGGCACCAGUCCACUCUGGCUGCACGCCGUCAAAAGUGCCGACACUUCCAAAAGCGUUUGGCCACAGCACGCGGUUCCACGAAUGAUCUUUCUCCUCCGAUGAAAAACCUCUCUCCACUGUGGGACGAGCAAAUGUGCAGAAGUUUUACACUAAAACUGAAAACUGAACGUCAAUCAGGAAGCAUUUCGAUUUGAGUUAUUCUUCACGUAUUUUUAAAAGUCUUUAAAUGUGGGGUUAAAAUGUUUUUUUGUUUUUCAGACAACAAUAAGUUCUCUUAUUGUCCUUCACCUGAACUGGAACUCUCUGCUGUCUCAAUGAAUAAGUGUGUAUCAUGUAAAGAAGCUUUUAUUUUUAGACUGACAAUGCAAGUUGCAGCACUUGCUUUAAGAGAGACAUUUUUAUUUUACUAUUAUUUUCUGGCAGAUUUAUUUCACCGAGGCUUUUUGAAGUCGCAGGUGAUCUGAACAACUUUGAAAACGAAGGCGGAAGUUGUACUAACUUUACCCAAAAGAAACUUUACCUUUGCAACGUGAAUCAAAUCCCGGCACAUGUUGGAAUGAGUGGAUUUUAUUUUAUUUUGAAAUACUUCUCUUGGAAAUGGAGGAAGAGACGUUUUCUUCACACUUUAUUUUGAAACUAAGCGACACACAAUGAUCUAAUUACGCUUCAAGCUCUUCACUUUAUUUUCCCCGUCCGCUUUAUAAGUUGCACUUACUGCACGUGAUAUUUAAAUUUUAUAUUGUUCCCUUUUUCUUACUGUUGAUACUGUUUUUUGAUAUUUUAUUUAUUUUCUUAAGAUUAAAUUAACAUAGGAACACAGGUUUGUAACCGGUGAUGAAGAUUUAACAUAAUGAUCUAAUGACAGGAGCUCCUGUGAAUCUAUGAUGAAUAAUCGUGUGGAUGUCUUCGGACUUUAGUUUGUAAAUAUAACUUUAUGUAGUUAAUCGCUCAGAACAUGUGAAUCCAGUCCGUGCACUCAUCCUUCAUUUGAUUCAAAUCUAUUUACACGUUGUUAGUUUGAACUGGUGACGUCACUGGAUGAAGGCACAGCUGUAGUAUCAUGUUUUUCUUAUAGGAACUUCUUUACAGAAUGAGGCCUCCUACAAAUCCUAAAAUAGUCCAGGGAGUUUUCACCUCUGUCAGUUACUUUGCUUAUUAAUUUGUUUUACUACAACUGCAAACAUUUCAAGAAAAAAAAGACACUAUACAUUUUUUAAAUAACUUUCUUUAACAUUGUGAGGGUACAUUUUUUUUUUGGGACAUUUUCACCGUGUUCCCAGGGACUAAUAUCAUGUAUCUUGGUGAUUUAAAAAAAAACGACCAAAAUACAUUUGGCUUGAUUGAAUUGAAGGGGACUGAGUCAGGUUAACUCUCUACGCAAGAACCGUUCUAGUUACUUGUGACAAGGAGGUUUAUGUUGUCACCCCUGGAAAUUUAGUAAAAGGACCAAUUCAAUUUUUGAUGUGGAUCCGGAUCAGUAGGCAGAUCUACGAAGAAAUCUUUUGACAUUUUUGUUGAUUUAUUUCAGAGAAUCUUUUCUGGAUCUUGAGGGAAAUGGUUUGGAUGAGUGUUUGCAAACUGGUGCCGAAUAAAAACACGGAUCUAGUGAAUUUUACUGUGGACUCAUUAGGGGACUUUCAUUCUGUAAUAUCUAUGCUGUAAAAGGAAGUGAUGACGUGACCCUGCCACCGAGUUAGUGCCUUGUACUGUGUGUAGGGUUUACCUGGUUUAAAACUGAGGUUUAUCUGUUGGUGAGCAGGAUGCAGAAGAGGGUUCCGCAGCCAUCAUGCUUUUAUUUCAAUCUAUUUUUAUUUUCCUGAUGCUUUUUGAUUUUCCUACGUCUGCUGGUCACCAGGAAGCAAAGAAUUACUGCAUCUUGCUGUUACUGAAUAUUUUUGCCUUGAGCACAUUAGACCCGCGUCUGGAAGCAGAGUGGUUAUUUCCAUGUGUCGGGUGUCAUAGGGUCUGGACUCACUGAAUCAAUGUAGAAAUAAAUUGACGGUUAAAAUACUGUCACGUCAUUUGUUGUUUGCUGUUGUUGAUGUUUGUACUCGGGACGUUUUACCUGAGUUAAUGGAACCAAUGUGAUCCAGUCUGAAGUCGGAAAAAAACAAUGAGAAUGCCUUGACUUUCUAUAUUUUUUAAUAAAUACUUUUGUGUGUAA